AUGGACCGUCAGCACGGCGCAACUUGUGACGGCUGCGACCUUUGGGGCAACGGAAUAACUGGCUGCCGCUACAAGUGCCUGAAGUGCGCCGACUUUGAUUUGUGUAAGAGCUGCUAUGACGCCAAGGUGGUGAGUGGGCGGCACAAGUCGGAGCAUCCAAUGCAGUGCCUGCUGGACGAGGAUGCUAAGAAGCUGUACUUUGCCGGGGAGCCAAUUCCCUAUCUGAACGCCGAUAGCUUCACUUGCCCCAUCUGCGGCACCAUGGGCCAUUCGUACCACGAACUUGUGAAGCAUGUGGUUGCCCAGCACAAAGACGACCGCAGCGACGCCAUCUGUCCACUGUGCGUGGCCUUGCCCAUGGCCCCACCCGACCGCUUGCUCAAAAUUUCGCAGCACUUUCGCCGUCAGCAUCGCGAGUCGUCGAACAUUCGCGAUGCCGUUGCCGAGGAGGAGUCGAGAGCAUCCGACAUGGCCGAUCGCUUCUCCCGUCUCUCUUUAGCAGAGGCUGCGCGCUCCGGACUGCCAAUACGUCAUCUGCUCGUCCGUGUCACUCGGCCAGCCAAUCGCUUGCCCCCCGAUACUAGCAGCGAGGAGGACUAA
Molecule: messenger RNA, 600 nt
Organism: Drosophila pseudoobscura
Lineage: Eukaryota; Metazoa; Arthropoda; Insecta; Diptera; Drosophilidae
Product: E3 ubiquitin-protein ligase KCMF1-like
Exons: 1
Coding region: 1-600 (199 amino acids)
Biological process (GO): synaptic signaling
Cellular component (GO): plasma membrane
Molecular function (GO): zinc ion binding
Source: RefSeq, a predicted model, not a curated record